AUGAUGGAUGUAAUUGGUGAGACAGAGAAUGAAGUUGAAGUAAUUAACGUCCACAAAAAUAUCUUGUCAUGCUAUGAUAUAUUUCGAGGGAAAUUUAGGCGUGAACCAACACAAAAUCAUAUGCGUAUAUCUAAUUCUUCGCCGCAAGCUGUCAGAUGUUUUCUUUUGUAUUUAUAUUGUGAUCUCUGGGACCGAUAUUGUUGGGAGAUAUUAAUGUUGGCUGAUGAAUUUGUUAUCGAAAAUUUACGGAAUAACGCAGAAAGUUAUCUGGCAAGUAAAAUCGCUAAUACUGGUGUUAUUAUUGAACUUUGUAGAGUUUUGGAUACGAUUGAUUUGGAUGCAAUUGAAUUUCCAAUUAUUUUAGAUGCAUGUAGACGUUUCAUUGAAGAACAUCCGGAGAAAGUGGACAAUGAUUUUUGGGCAGAGAUUCGAACAUGGCCGACGGUUUUUGGACUUCUUGGAGGACGUUAA
Messenger RNA from Meloidogyne enterolobii, 471 nucleotides. The record is from the annotation of a GenBank genome assembly. NCBI's taxonomy places the organism in Eukaryota, Metazoa, Nematoda, Chromadorea, Rhabditida, Meloidogynidae.